Toxorhynchites rutilus septentrionalis is the source of this 2728-nucleotide messenger RNA. RefSeq names its product gustatory and odorant receptor 22 (gene Gr21a). The transcript has 11 exons. NCBI's taxonomy places the organism in Eukaryota, Metazoa, Arthropoda, Insecta, Diptera, Culicidae. Gene Ontology annotation, cellular component: axon; membrane; neuronal cell body. The coding region runs from base 15 to 2462 and encodes 815 amino acids. Gene Ontology annotation, biological process: sensory perception of taste. The record is from RefSeq and is a predicted model, not a curated record.
AAUCCCGCGAAGACAUGGAAAACAUCGGUGAGGAAGAUCAACUUGAAGAUCUCAUAACGUAUUCUCAUAAAUGCACUUUGAAGGAUGAGGCACACUGCCUGCAAGAUCGUAUCGAUUCCCCACGGAGCUUCGCAUACCGAGCUCGUCUCUGGUUCCUCAUCGAUCCGGAGCACCCGCAAACGAAGCGUUUCUACCGUUCAAGCUACAUGUACCGGACGGAGCUUACCCGGCACGUGAAGAGUGACUACUGGUACAUAAUUCAUCCUUUCAGCCGAUUCCGGUUCUACUGGGAUGUUUGGCUGGUGUUCUAUAUCUAUGGGAUACUGCUGGUCACCCCGUUUGUAACCACAUUUGCCGGAACCUCGGAGAGCAGAAGAUACAUUUACCUUAUCCGGGGAGUUAUAGACGUGCUCGCCAUCACGGAAGUGGUUAUAAAUUGCAUUACAGGAUUCUCGAAGGACAAGUAUUACAGGGAUAUUCAGCUGGAGCCGUGGGAAAUUUUUAAGAAUUACCUCAAUGGAAACUUUAUUGUGGAUUUCUUGUUUGCGGUUCCAGAUAGUUUGAUAAUAUUCCAGGACCAGUUGCCUUGGAUGGGGAUGAUGAUAGGUGUCAUCAAUUAUGUCCAGCUGCUCAAGCUAGUGUCAGUGCGGCUGAUUUGGGAUUAUUUGACUCAUUUUUUCGAGCGGUUUGAAAUUGACAUGAUCUACUACUACUUUAUUCGAUUGAUUCUGAUAUCGGGAUUAUUCGUACAUUGGUGCAUUUGUUUCUAUAACCUGGCCGCAACCGGAAUCGAAAAUACGGAAUAUGGACUAGAUCCGGUUUGGGAUGAACACAUCGAGUAUCUUACCAACACGGAAAACACAAUGGCCAGCCGUUAUGGACUAUGUUUUGCGACUAUUCUUUAUUAUUUGUUCGUUCAAAGCUUUGGAGAGCUCGGAGUGGCACAAACCGUUCUGGGUAAAGUGCUAUCCGCAGUUUGUAUCAUCGUUGGACUUAGCUUUCACGUUUAUUUGUUUCUUCAAUUUUUCAAAUUGACCGUCAUAAUAAGCUCAACGAAACGGAAGUACGCGGAAGGGCUGAGCCAGUUGAAGGCAUAUAUGAAGAUGAAGCAGUUUCCCGUGGAAAUGAAGAAAAGACUGCUGUACUAUUACGAGAAGAAAUUUGAAAAGUGCUACUUUGCCGAAGACAAAAUCAGGGAAUAUUUAUCAGAUGAUGCUUCUCCCACUCAUCUUUAUGUGCCUAAACUUAAGGUCCAAGCUGAUGUGAACUUACUAGACGAGCAUGACUCAUUUUAUCAUACAACCAAAAGUCUCCUGGUGCUGUUCCAAAUUAUGGGCGUCAUGCCGAUUAUGAGAAGUCCUAAAGGAGUCAACAUGCCCAGAACCACCUUUACCUGGUGCUCGAAGGCUUUCCUGUGGGCUUACUUCAUUUACGCUUGCGAAACCGUCGUAGUUGUGAUAGUAGCCAAAGAGCGCAUCAACAGGUUCAUCACCAACAGUGACAAACGCUUCGACGAGGUGAUCUACAACAUUAUUUUUAUGAGUAUCUUGUUACCGCACUUUCUCUUGCCGGUGGCAUCUUGGCGUAAUGGUUCUGAAGUGGCCAAGUUCAAAAACAUGUGGACCGAUUAUCAGUACAAGUAUCUGGUAGUAACGGGCAAACCGAUUACGUUCCCCAAGCUGUAUCCGAUCACUUGGGCCCUGUGUGUGGUGUCCUGGACGCUUGGCAUAGCGAUUAUCAUGUCCCAGUAUUACUUGCAACCGGAUUUCAAGUUUACCCAUACAUUCGCUUACUAUCACAUUCUAGCGAUGUUGAACGGAUUCUGCAGCUUAUGGUUCGUCAACUGCACGGCAUUCGGAACUGCUAGCAAAGCAUUCGCGAAGCAACUCUCUGACCUGCUGGCAACCGAACGUUCAGCUACGAAACUAACGGAAUACCGCUACCUUUGGAUUGACCUCAGCCAUAUGAUGCAACAGCUGGGAAAAGCGUACUCGAAUAUGUACGGCAUCUAUUGUUUGGUGAUUUUCUUCACCACAAUUAUCGCCACCUAUGGAUCUUUGAGCGAAAUCAUCGAGCACGGGGCGACCUAUAAGGAGGUCGGUUUAUUCGUCAUUGUUUUCUACUGCAUGGGCCUGUUGUUCAUUAUCUGCAACGAGGCGCAUCACGCCUCCAAAAGGGUGGGAUUAAACUUCCAGGAACGUCUGCUCAACGUGAACCUAACGGCGGUGGACAAGGCAACGCAGAAAGAGGUGGAAAUGUUCCUUCUGGCCAUUGAUAAGAAUCCGCCGACGAUGAACUUGGACGGAUAUGCCAAUAUCAAUCGUGGGCUCAUCACUUCGAAUAUAUCGUUCAUGGCUACUUAUUUGAUAGUGUUGAUGCAGUUCAAGUUGACUCUCCUGAGACAGGGUGCUAAGAAGGCGCUGAUUUCCGCCCUCAAAGCAAACGCAACCGCACCUGAGUAAACAGUGAAUAUAAAAGGGGAAUUUUCUCUGUUCAAUAAUCUCGUAGAUUUUACUUCCGCUUCGUAUAGAAUGUAGACAAAGUAUGCUUUCCUGAUGCUCUGGAUUUUUUUAUUUCCUAUCUCCGCCUGUUUUAUAAAUCCCUUAGAACUUAUUGAACUUUUUCUUGGAGCCAGCGAUCUUGCUGACCUUUAACACAUUAAAGCGCACUGUCUUUGACAGUGGCCUGCAUUCGCCGACCGUUACGAUAUCUCCUGCCUCAACGUCCC